This is a messenger RNA of Gryllus bimaculatus (two-spotted cricket), 324 nucleotides long. The record is from the annotation of a GenBank genome assembly. NCBI's taxonomy places the organism in Eukaryota, Metazoa, Arthropoda, Insecta, Orthoptera, Gryllidae.
AUGAACUACAACGAUGUGUUCCACUUCCUGCUCUUCCUCAAGCACGACGAGGCCUUUGAGCCGUGGGCGGCGCUGCGCUAUUCGCUCGGCCACGUGGUGCGCAUGAUGGGCAACACAACGGUCUACAGGAAUUUCGUCAGAAAUGUCGUGGAAGAUACUUACGGGAAGCUUACGCCCGACAAUUUGCCAGCCAAUAAUAAUGUUCAAAUCACUCACCACGUCAACGUGAUGACGGUCGCAUGUGGCGGCAACUACGGGCCAUGCUUGGACUGGGCUGAAACCAAACUGAAGAAUUACCUCCAAGGAACGCCACCAGUCGAGUAA